CAGGCAGAGGGUCUAGCGAUGAAUUUAGGCGUCAAUAUUCAAUGAUAGUUUUUGCCUUUGUGAUGAGGUGUUGCUGAGGUACGGCCUAGCAGAACAAAUGGACUGCAGCCCUCAACUGUCCAGUAGUCACGAACAAUCACAACUCCAAUCGAUCAGGGACGGGUGGCGGAGCCUCAGAAUGCCACUUGUUUUAUAGCGAAACUUGCGUCGCAAUUCAAGAACUCGGGAAGCGCCGACGGUAUGAAGGGACGCAAAAAGUCCUUAAUGGACAGGACGUCGCUGGACUUGUCCUGGGACGCAUCGGACAUGGACGACGAGGAUGGGACACCGCGAGCUGAGAACAUCACACCCAAUAAGGCGGCUGUCAACAACAACAAUACGAACAAAACCAACGAAAACAAAAAGAACAGCGCCAUAGAAACCCAAUUCAAAUCUCUAACUGACGGACAUGACGCAUUGAUAACCGAGGAUGAAUUUGAAGAUAACAAUAAUGCAAGCAAAAAUGAGUCAUCAGGUCAGGUUCCGGCCUCUGGAAGCGACACCAAAACAAGCAAUUUAGGAUCCAAAGUUAACGAGCUCAGCCCUCUUUACUUGUACGACACCGACGAAAGCGACGAGUUGUACGAGGAAGCUAGUGGGUGA
Molecule: messenger RNA, 642 nt
Organism: Hyalella azteca
Lineage: Eukaryota; Metazoa; Arthropoda; Malacostraca; Amphipoda; Hyalellidae
Exons: 2
Coding region: 241-642 (133 amino acids)
Source: RefSeq, a predicted model, not a curated record